Messenger RNA from Cynara cardunculus var. scolymus (artichoke), 1905 nucleotides. Its product is annotated as receptor-like protein 12. Gene Ontology annotation, molecular function: protein binding. The transcript has a single exon. NCBI's taxonomy places the organism in Eukaryota, Viridiplantae, Streptophyta, Magnoliopsida, Asterales, Asteraceae. Bases 1 to 1707 code for a protein of 568 amino acids. The record is from RefSeq and is a predicted model, not a curated record.
AUGCAGAUUUCUUCAUGGGUUUUCAAAAUCUUGAUCCUUCUCUUAGUCUAUGGCUCCAUAUGGUCCAAUGCCCAAACCACACCGUCUUCAGGCUCAGUCUGCUCUGUGGUUGAUAGAGCAGCACUUCUUGGGUUCAAAGCAAGAAUCUUGAAGGACACAACUGGCAUUUUGUCAUCUUGGAUAGGUAAAGAUUGUUGUGGAGGAGGUUGGGAAGGUGUUCAAUGUGAUGAAGUCACUGGGAGGGUGACCAGAGUGGUGUUACAGAGGCCACCUGAUAGAUUUAGUGGUAUUUACAUGAAGGGUACCCUAUCUCCUACUUUAGGUGACUUGAAGUUCUUGGAAGUUUUGGUGAUUAGUGGGAUGAAGAGGUUAUCUGGAAAGAUCCCAUCGAGCUUUGCGGGUCUUAUUCAUCUCACCCAACUUGUUCUAGAAGAUAAUUCACUUGAAGGAACCAUCCCUUCAAGUUUAGGCCAGUUGGUUUUACUCCAAACCCUCUCCCUAAGUGGCAACCACUUGAUUGGCUCAAUCCCUCCAACCUUUCAGUACUUUAACAAGCUUCUCCAGAUAAAUUUGGCAAGAAACUCCCUUUCGGGUACUGUUCCAGAGGGGUUGGGACACUUGGCCAGUUUGCGGUAUCUAGAUUUGAGUUACAAUAUGUUAUCUGGCUCCAUCCCUGCCAGUUUGGGACGCCAGUCGAAUAUGACAUUUCUAGACCUGUCCAAUAACAGAUUGACAGGUCAGAUACCUGAUUCAUUGUGCAACCUGCCGUAUCUUCUUGACUUGUCCUUAAGCAACAAUCUAUUGACAGGACAAGUCCCACCCAGGAUAGGACAGCUCAAGUCUCUUACUACCCUCUCUCUAAGUUUCAACCAGCUUGUUGGUCAAAUCCCAGAAUCUAUCUCGCGGUUACCUAACUUGUGGUCCCUAAACUUAUCUAGAAAUGCACUUUCUGAUCCUUUGCCUAGUGAUGCCUUAUCUAAGGGUAUCCCUUCUCUACUGUCCAUAGACCUAUCUUACAAUAAGUUCAAUCUGGGAACCAUUCCAAAUUGGAUUACAAGCAGACAAAUGUCAGAUGUUCAUUUAGCAGGAUGCAAUCUCAAAGGGUUUCUACCGAUCUUUACAAAACCAGAUUCGCUCACCUCUAUAGACCUAUCUGACAACCAUUUUACAGGCAGGUUUUCGGGUUUCUUUCAGAAGAUGUCUAGCUUACAGAAAAUCAAAUUGUCAAACAAUCAACUCAGGGCCAAUCUAUCAGAAAUCUUACUGCCGAAUGGGCUUGCAUUAUUGGAUCUCCACUCCAAUCAACUUUCGGGGUCACUAUCGGGACUACUGAGAUCAACCAGCAGUUUCUUGGAGUCUGUUGACCUCUCCAACAAUCAAAUCACAGGCAACAUCCCUGGUACAAUCUCGAAACUCGUUCAACUCAAGAAGUUGGAUGUUUCUAGGAAUCAUAUAACGGGAACGAUUCCUCCAAGUUUGGGAAAGCUGUCAAAGUUAGGGUGGCUAGAUAUAUCAGUCAACUCAAUCGGAGGAAAAAUACCCACGAGCUUGCUGGUGAUUAGACAAUUAAGGCAUGCUAACUUCAGGGCAAACAAGCUGUGUGGAGAAAUCCCACAAGGAAGGCCAUUAAACAUCUUCUCAUCAGCUGCUUAUGCACACAAUCUUUGCUUAUGUGGCAAGCCUCUGCCAGCUUGUAAGCAUGCUUAAACUAAGUGGUGGCUUGGAUUGGGCCAGUAGAAUGCUGACUCAUUGUAAAAGCACAGCACUGGUAGACAAGAGGGGCUAUGUUAUCUCUUUCGCUUUAAGUUUAUUGAUUUAAGCAUUAGAUUAGAUCGUUUCAUCAUUUCCCUAGAGCAAAUAAAUCAUGCUAGAGAUGUAGCAAAUGUUUGUUAAUUCAAAAUGAAA